Molecule: messenger RNA, 2022 nt
Organism: Merops nubicus (carmine bee-eater)
Lineage: Eukaryota; Metazoa; Chordata; Aves; Coraciiformes; Meropidae
Gene: NCDN
Product: neurochondrin
Exons: 5
Biological process (GO): neuron projection development; regulation of neuronal synaptic plasticity
Cellular component (GO): dendrite
Source: RefSeq, a predicted model, not a curated record
GUGACCAAGGCGGUCAGAGCUGGAGAGGUGGAUGCCAGGACCCGUCGGCAGAUCUUCGACGCGAUCGGGUUCACGUUUCCCACCCGGCUGCUGAGCUCCAGGCAGCCCCCAGCAGGCUGCCCCCAGCACACCUUCCGUGCCCUGGGCCUCACGCUGCUGGCCUGCUUCUGCACCGACCCGGAGCUGGCUGGGCACUCCCAGAUCCUCAACAAAAUCCCAACCUUCAACGACGUCCUGCUCUCCCCCUGCCCUCCCGACGGCGCAGCCAUGGUCGAUGACGUGUACCAGUGCCUGGGUGCCAUCGUGGCCACUGCCAGGGGCCCCAGGGAGCUGGUGACCAAGGGGACGGUGUCUGCCUUGUGCCAGGCCUACCUGAAUGGCAGCUAUGGCUCUGACCGUGCCGUGGCCCUGCUCCUGGGGCUGUUGGCCGUUGCAGAGGCCAAAUGCUGGCAGAGGGACGCUCCUCACCUCCUGGCUGUGCUCAGCAAGCUCUCUGAGGAUUUUCUCAAGAGUGAGGACGUGACCAAAUUUGAGCUGUGCGAGGUUCUGCCUCACUUCAUCCCCCUGUCACCACCCCUCACACAGGACUCGCAGGGCUCCGAGUGCCUCCACAGACUUUACAAGGGGCUGGCUAACAUCUUGGGCAGUAAACUCAGCCAGUCACAGCGGGACCCUGCUCUGAAGCUGGCUGCCUGCCUCGUGCAAGCCUGUGGGUCAGAGUGGAUUCCAGCAGGGAGUGCUGGAGGCAAGUUCCUGGCCUUGCUGGUGAACCUGGCGUGUGUGGAAGUCCGCCUGAUGCUGGAGGAGCCAGAUCCCUUGGAGACAGAGGGGAAGAAGGAAGUGGUAACAGCCUGCUACGUCCUCAUCGAAAUGGGAAUCCAGGAGUGCCUGAGAGAAGAGAAACCACUGCUGGAAGAGGUGCAGAAAGUGCAGCUCAUGAGGAUCAUGGAGGAGGCAUUUGGAGCUGUAAUAUUCUACCUGAGACAGGUGAAACAGGAGGAGCUACACGACCCUUUCAUAUUCGCCUCUGUUCGAAUCCUGGGAGCCUGGAUGGCAGAAGAGACAUCCUCCCUCAAGCAGGAGAUCUGUGAGCUCUUGCCUUUCCUUGUUGAUUACGCUAAGAAGCUUUUCAAAGAGGGCAGCCAGGCUGAGAGUCUUCCCCAGCCAGAGCUGGGCAGCACUGAGGGCUCUGGCCCGCCCCAGGAUGCUCUGAGAUUUCUGCUACCUGGCUUUUGCCAUUUAACAGCAGAGGACAGGCCCCGGGACAUCCUCAUCUCAGCAGGGGCACCAGCACUGCUGGGUGAGUACUUCCUGCAUCACUGCAAGGUGCUGAUCUCUGAGCUUGAGUCCCCAGCUCUGCUGACGAGCACAGAAAUGAGCCUCCAGACCACGUGUGGAAUUUUCCUUAACCUGGUUGUGACUGCACCAGACCUCAUCAGGCAAGACAAAGCCUUUUCCUCCUUGAUGGACGAGUUGCUGAAGUUUCUUCCACUCCUGCUGCCCCGGAAAGAUCACCUGGUCCUGGCAGCCAACGUUGCCACGCUGGGCCUGAUGAUGGCCAGGGUCCUCGCCAGCUCAGCAGCUCUUCAGGGAACCCAGCCUGCCAAGGAGUUUUUCGGAGCCGCUGUUCGCUUCCUCUCAGAGGCCCACGUGGCCCAGGCAGAGCCUGGUGGUGGCAGUGGCCUGGUCGUGGCUGUGUCACCCACCUACCUGGACACCUGGGCUGACAUCCGUGAGCUCUGGCUGCUGGGCAUGCAGGCCCUGGCUGGCUGUGUGCCACUGCUGCCCUGCCUGCCCCAGGCCGUGCUGCGGGCGCGCUGGCUGGAGCAGCGCUCGGCGCUCCUGACCCGCGUCGCUCCGGCCUCCCUGGACCUGGAGCUCGUCACAGCUUUCCAGGGCGUGCUGGUGGAGCUGGCCAGGGCCAGCGAGCCCUGCAGGGCUGUGAUCCUGGCACACCACGGCGAGGAGUGGGCCAACCUGUAUGGCAUGGCAGCUUUGGAGCAGUGUCUGGCCGAGCCGUGA